AUGUCUUCUGGCGGAGCAGCGCUGCAGCCAACCUUCCAAGGCCAUGUAGCCACCACCCAAGACGCCCUCAUUCUGUUCGAGGCUUGCCUGCAAGGUCACCUCUCGCAUGUACCCAGGCGACCUCACGACCGAGAACGAAGCAAUCUGAUCAGAAGCGGGUGCGUCUUUAUCUACGAAGAGAAUGCAUCCGGGAUCAAGAGAUGGACGGACGGGGUUACUUGGAGCCCCAGCCGAAUCCUGGGGAAUUUCCUGGUCUACCGGGAGCUUGACAAACCAUUCCCCCCAGGAGAGAAGAAGAGAGCCAUGAAAAAACAACAGCGACGACCGAGCCGACCAGGCGAGCCGUACGCCAGAUCCGAUGGUGGCUCAUUCUCGGAUGGACAAUCUGGCAGUUACAACUCGGAUCGCAGUGCCUCGACUGACGUGGAGAGGCAGUUGAUAGGCUCGCUGGUAGACUCUUACGGUUUCAAGCAGGACGGAUUGGUCAAGAAGACGAUGAGUGUCACGGUCCAAGGCGUCACACAUCACCUGGUCUCUUACUACCACGUGAAUGACGUACUUACCAAUCAGUUGCGAACCCCUUCGCAGACAGAAAACCUGCAAUACAUCCGCCCACGGUCGGAACUCACUUCAAGACAAAGCUUCCGAGCACCCAUCGAGGACGUCGACGAGGUGGACGGGGCUCAUAAUUCGUACGCAUACCGCGUGAACGGAGGCGGUUAUCCCCAGCCGUACUACAUGCCCCCGGGGUAUCCUCCCAUGGCUCAGCAACCCAGUCAACCACAGUAUUCCAUGGGGGUUCCUUCCAUGUCCACAGGCUACAUCCAAUCCCCAGUAACAGCAUCACAUAUGCAAGGACAACGAAAUGAAUAUGGCCAGUAUGACCAGUCGGGGUACAACCGAAGUUAUGAGACCUUGAACAGCUCAAUUCCUCCAUCGUCCAAACCAAUCCCCCCCACGCCAACCACCAUGGCUCCAAUCAUGUCCGACCGCUCCCAAGCGCAGACGGCUAUGUUCCCGCCCAUCAGUAUGCAGCGGCCGGUCAACCCCUUGAGCCCAGUGUCAAUGGAUUCCCGAGCGCCCGUACCAUAUCGACCGAGCCCUUACGGAGUGACUCAUCCCAAUGGUGCUCAGAUGGACCAGACCCGACAGAGUCAGCCCUCCCCAAAGUACGACGAUCGCAGGGAAUCGGCACCGCAGCCACCACCAAUGUACCAAAGCCCACGGACGCCGUACUAUGCCGACACGGCCAGUCAAGCUAUUCCUCAGCCUCAGUAUUCCCAAUGGGCACCACAGGCGCACAACCAAUAA
Molecule: messenger RNA, 1311 nt
Organism: Fonsecaea erecta
Lineage: Eukaryota; Fungi; Ascomycota; Eurotiomycetes; Chaetothyriales; Herpotrichiellaceae
Exons: 1
Coding region: 1-1311 (436 amino acids)
Molecular function (GO): DNA binding
Source: RefSeq, a predicted model, not a curated record